Molecule: messenger RNA, 1190 nt
Organism: Exserohilum turcica Et28A
Lineage: Eukaryota; Fungi; Ascomycota; Dothideomycetes; Pleosporales; Pleosporaceae
Exons: 2
Coding region: 110-934 (274 amino acids)
Molecular function (GO): 2 iron, 2 sulfur cluster binding
Source: RefSeq, a predicted model, not a curated record
AGGGCGGCGACUAAAUAUUAAUCAGAUCACGGCUUGGUGCCCGACUGUCUUGACGGCACUCAGAUCGCGCAAACUCAUUUCUUACACUUGCAUUCACACCACCAUCGCCAUGGCCACUGUGCAAGAGAUCCCCGACGAGACGGCGUUCCAGUCGACCAUUUCCGCCCUCCCCGCUUCCACACUCGCAGUCAUCUACUUCCACGCACCAUGGGCCAAGCCAUGCGAGCAAAUGUCCGUCGUCCUCAAGACGCUCGCAAGCACAUAUCCCGCCGACGCGCCGAUAUCCUUCUUCUCCCUCAAUGCCGAGGAACUGCCAGAAGUCUCAGAGGCAUACGAUGUGACCGCAGUCCCGUACAUUGUUCUACAAAAGGGUGGCAAGGUCAUGGAAACGGUUUCCGGCUCGGACGCUUCAAAAGUGCGCGCAGCUGUCGAGAAGUACGCUGGAGCGGGCAGCGGCCAGUCAACUCUACCUCCUGCGCAAACUGUCACACGACCGCAGGAGAGUAGCGACAGCGCCGGAAAGAACCUUGCGGGCUACACACCGAGCGCACAGGACCCCAAGACCGCACCCGAACAUACUGCAGGCGAGCAGCAGACAAGCAAGGAGGAGCUACACCAAAGACUAUCAGAGCUCGUCAAGGCAGCACCCGUUAUGCUCUUCAUGAAGGGUACACCGAGCGCGCCGCAGUGUGGCUUUAGCCGGCAAACAGUGAGCAUUCUUCGUGAAAAGAGCAUCCGAUACGGCUUCUUUAACAUUUUGGCCGACGACGAGGUCAGGCAGGGCUUGAAGGAGUUUGCCGACUGGCCCACAUUCCCUCAAUUGUGGGCCGAGGGUGAGCUAGUGGGUGGUCUUGAUAUCGUUAAGGAAGAAUUCGAAAAUGACCCUCAGUUCCUUUCCCAGUACUCGGCCAAUGCGCCCAAGACGGCUGCUUAGAAGAGUUUAGAGGGGCAUACGCAUGGCAAAGAGCUUACCACGUGGUAUAUGUUGUUCAAGACACGGCUCGGGGGUAAUGAUGACUGGUCGCACGAUCCGAGUGUUGGAGCGGCUUUCGGCUGUGUUAUUGGGUGGUAACCGGCAAAGCUGAUGCGACUCUGGUCAUUUGUGCCAUGAUGGGUUUUCAGUGUAGAAUAGCGAAUUCGCUAUCAAAAAGGAAUCACAUGAUGGAGGCUUCUCAAUACUAUUGCAUUUG